AUGCUUCAGUUUGGGGAUGCUGCUGCUAUGCCACUUCCCCACAACGAUAUCCUAACAUCUUCCGAGUCGUCGUCGAGUCGUCGUCAUUACACCCCCCAGAACUCCUCCCGGCCUCGCAAACACGGCCCUUCCAACCCUACGGGCGGUGUGCUCGCUACUGCCAGCGGGAACGGGUCUGUGACCGGUCUUGCCCCGGGCCUGAAAGUCGUGGAGGGAGACUCCUCGAAUACCGACUCGAUUGACUCCAACCGACGACUAUCGCUUCAAUCUACAACCCCUUCUACCUCUACUGCCGCUACCGCUACUACUACUACCGUCGCAACCGCCUUGGACAUGUCCACCGUCGCUAACGGUGGCCCCGCGGACCGUGACGGGAGGGUGGUUGUUGGCAUGGAUUCAGGGGCCGUAAAGGGCUCGACGACUUCAUCACCGGACAACUCGUAUUUCCUUAAUGGGCCGGCGGUGGAAGGUUGGCCCAACAGCAGCAGCAGCAACAACAACAACAACAACAACAGCGAUCCGAAUGGCAUACAAUCCAACUCGGCAACGAAUGGCUCCUCUUCCUCGGCUGCCUCUCCUAAUAGCACCGUGAGCCUUGUUGCUCCCAAGACGACGGACCAUCUAUCCGCUCCCAAUUCGCAACCCAACCCCUCCCGCUUCUCCUCGCCUCUGCCCCUAUCCGCCUCGUCCGGUGCCCACGCGGGCCAGCCACAGCAACCACCCUCUGGUUCAAACUUGCGGCAUCGACACACGCUGCAAGUCCCCAAGGCUUAUAGCGGUCGUAAUUCCACUCCCGGAGGCGUGUCUGAUGCUGCUGCUGCCAGUGGCCGCUUCUCCCCUCCCACCACCACCACCACCACCACCACCGGUGCUCCCCGUCGUGCUUCCAUCUCCCUGGGCAGGAGGGCUACCAGGUCGGCCAAUUCCGAUAUGCAUAUCGACGAGAUACCCCAGGACGAGGAUGCCGCGCGCUGGGCCGAGGCUAUCAGGGCAAAGAGGGCGAGCAAGCGGCGGAGGCAGGAGGAGGAUGAGGAGGAUGAUAAGGUUGUGGUCGGGACCAAGGUUGACCACAACCACGUGAACUGGGUAACGGCAUAUAAUAUGCUUACUGGUAUUCGUUUCGUGGUGUCGAGGGUUAAUGCCAAGAUGGAUAAACCCUUGACGGAUGCUGAUUUCGAUGCCAAACACAAGUUCUCGUUUGAUAUGUGGGUCUUUGCCCGUUUGGCCUUGCUUUGUUUCAUGGGACUUGCAUGGCUGACUGACUGACUGCUGCAGAACUGGCAAUGAACUUACCCCCUCGGCCAAGUAUGACUUCAAGUUUAAGGAUUACUCACCCUGGGUGUUUCGACAUUUGCGGACAAAGUUUGGCCUUGAUCCGGCUGAUUAUUUGAUGUCGCUGACGAGCAAGUAUAUAUUAUCGGAAUUGGGGUCGCCCGGAAAGAGCGGUAGUUUCUUUUACUUUUCCAGGGAUUACAAGUACAUCAUCAAGACGAUUCACCAUGGCGAGCAUCUAUUUCUUCGAAAGAUACUGCGGGAUUACUGGAAGCAUGUGGAGGAUAACCCCGACACACUGAUAUCACAGUUUUACGGUUUGCAUCGCGUCAAGACGCCCUUUGGCCGCAAGAUUCACUUUGUCGUCAUGAACAAUCUUUUCCCCCCGCACCGAGAUAUCCACCAGACGUUUGACCUCAAGGGUUCGACCAUUGGAAGGGAUUACAAGGAGGAGAACCUAGUGAAUAAUCCGAGGGCCACCCUGAAGGAUCUCAAUUGGCUUCGCAGGGACAUGAAUUUGAACUUUGGACCCCACAAGAAGGAGCUGUUCUUGCAGCAGGUGGAGAGAGAUGUCAAACUGUUACAGAAGCUUCACAUCAUGGACUACUCUUUGCUGUUGGGCAUUCACGAUCUGACUAGGGGGAACCGGGAUGAUAUUCGGAACAACGCUUUGAAGGUGUUUCAACCCGGCGGCAGUGAGAACGACGAGUUGCACGGGCACAUGCUUCAGAGGACGCCUAGCAAGAUGGAGAAGGCCCGCCAGGCAAGGGAGCUGCGGAAGAUUAUCAACAAGGAGGUGCCGGUAUCGCUGGAUCAAACAUCGAAUCGUCUGCCGGACGAGUUUUUGGAGUAUGUUAUCCGGUCUGGCUGGUUUUGGGAAAAGGGGGUGUGUGUUGACUAUUUUAUAGGCAAAGGAAGACUGCGUUUUAUGGGGACGACGGUGGAUUCCGGGCUACUUGUGAGAAUGACCAGCCUGGCGACGUUAUUUACUAUCUCGGUAUCAUUGAUUGCCUUACUCAUGUUGGUUCUACCCGGUCUAAUUGGUGCGUAUGGCUGCUAACGCGUCAAUGAUCAGUAUGGGUUUGCAAAGAAGGCGGAGCAUUUCUGGAGGGGAUUGUCGAAUCCCAAGGAUCAAGUUUCCGCGAUUCCACCUCAGAGCUAUGGGGAUCGGUUUUUCAAAUUUAUAUCGGGGCUGGUCAAAUCUCCGGAGGCGGCGGCGAGGGAUCGGGAAAUGCGCGAGAAGGAGAACGCGGAAGCGGUUCCCGUGCAACUGGGGGAUGGAGUGGUAGAUAGAGCGCGCAACCAGGCGGAAGGGACGGGUGCGAGUGAGGCGGAUCAGCCCGCAAGGACUCUUGGUACCACUAGGUCGCCUUCGGCCGAGAGGACGGGUGGGGCGGCUGGAGCUGUGCUGCCGGUUGUUGAGGAGGCUGGUGAGGGAGGCAGCACAGGGGCACGAAGUCGUAGUCGGAAUGGAAGUGUGAGCGAUGGUGGCCGACAUUCCGGCUAUUUCGACAGCGUAACGGACCGAAGGCCCUCUCGGGAGAUUGCGUCGUCAUCAUCCCCUGUCGCGUCGGGGAAGCCACCACCGCAGCUGGAUAAUGGGACAGCAUUGCACCAGCCCCUGAACCUACAGACGGGUUCAAUCGUUCAGAAGCACGAGCAGGAUGAUUUCGCUAUAAGGGUUGCCAGGGUAUCCUCUUGA
This is a messenger RNA of Tuber aestivum (summer truffle), 2974 nucleotides long. NCBI's taxonomy places the organism in Eukaryota, Fungi, Ascomycota, Pezizomycetes, Pezizales, Tuberaceae. The record is from the annotation of a GenBank genome assembly.